Molecule: messenger RNA, 1327 nt
Organism: Symbiodinium pilosum
Lineage: Eukaryota; Dinophyceae; Suessiales; Symbiodiniaceae
Source: the annotation of a GenBank genome assembly
GCCCCUGGCCACGAUUUGCUGGUUCGGAUGGAGGCGCUACCACUACCAGGCCAGUAUCCCCAAGACGGCCACCUUGGUUGCCAGCACGCUCAUGGCAGCUGGACUUGUGACACGCAUCUUGGCUUGCUUCUGGCUGCCUUUUGCGGCCGCGGGGGUGGAGGUCACACAGGCUUCCGGAGCCACGAUCUUCAAGGAUGACGCCCUGUUGGAAUACACCUUCUUCGGCAUUGGCGUGCAGUUUGGCGUGGGAGGCUCUCUCUACUGCGAAGUCCUUUGGUUCUUCAUGUCCUUGGUGUCGUCCAUGUCCUGCCAUGCCAUCAUGGUGCUGGUGUGGCUGACGCCGUUCCUGGCCCAGCACCGCCGGAAACUUCUUCUCGUGGCCCUGGUGCUCGGGCGAUUCCCGCUUUCCGAGAUGGAGACCACUGGCAACACGGCCAUGGCCUUGAGCAACGAUGUGCUGAUGCCCUUGGGCAUGAAGCAGACCCUGGGACUGGGCCUGCAGGCUGGAGCCUACUGCUCCUGGUUCUCGACGGUCUGCACAUUGUUUGCUAACCUUCUGCUCCUGAAGCUGUUGCCACGCCCCAUCAAGGAGAAGGAUUGGGCAGCAGGGAAGGCCCCAGUGAACGUGUCCGUGAUGCAGGGCUUGGCAAGCGCGGCUAUGGUAGCAGGCAUUUGUAUGUGGUUCUUCUGCGACUUCAUGGAGGCCGUCACGGACGGAGUUGCCGGAGCGCUCAUCGCUCCAUCGAAAUUCAGCGCCCAGAGUUUGGGUGGGACGGACGUGCGUCUCAGGGUCAUGGUGCUCCUUACCGCCGUGGGCUGCCCCAUCCUGCACAUCAUCGCAUUCCUGCUGGGUCUCUCCGGGAAGGCGCCCGGCCUGGCGCGGAGCCUGGCCGGCUUCGCGGCAACAUUCUGCCUCCUGGACCUCUUUGCCAUCGGCUACCUGAUUACCUUCAUCGAGGGCGUUAACGGAUUCGCCUCCUCGGCCAUCCGCGGCCUGGCCCCAGCCGUCUGCGAGGUCGCCAAAGAAGCCGUCGGAGAGGACUGCCUGACGAUGCAGAUCAACGUCAUUCCUCUGGGCACCAUCGGGCUGCUCUUGGCGACGGGGGCUUGGAAUGUCCUCUUCGGUGUGCAGGUCCUUGGCGUUGGCCAGGGGAAGCCUCAGGUGCGGGAUUCCUCCUUUCAGGAGUGCAGGGACCCAGUUCCUUGGCAAGUGGGUAGCAUGCCGUCUGUGUCAUUGUGGGUAAGCGUAAAGAUGGGAGUCAUGGCUUCAGCUGGGUACUUGGGCGCCUUCACCAAUCCAAGUAGCAGGACAGCGUUGUCGGCGUGA